Messenger RNA from Rasamsonia emersonii CBS 393.64, 1689 nucleotides. RefSeq lists its product as uncharacterized. Lineage: Eukaryota; Fungi; Ascomycota; Eurotiomycetes; Eurotiales; Trichocomaceae. The coding region runs from base 1 to 1689 and encodes 562 amino acids. The record is from RefSeq and is a predicted model, not a curated record. Gene Ontology annotation, molecular function: RNA polymerase II general transcription initiation factor activity; TBP-class protein binding. Gene Ontology annotation, cellular component: transcription factor TFIIA complex. The transcript has 7 exons. Gene Ontology annotation, biological process: transcription initiation at RNA polymerase II promoter; RNA polymerase II preinitiation complex assembly.
AUGAGCUCCCAGGCGUACUAUGAGCUCUACCGCGGUAGCAGUCUCGGGCUCUCGCUCACCGACACGCUCGAUGAUCUGAUCAACGAGGGUCGGAUCGAGCCACAGCUGGCUAUGAAGAUCCUCUCCAACUAUGACCGCGUUAUCACGGAGGUUCUCGCGGACAAGGUUCGCGCUAGGCUGACUUUCAAGGGCCACCUUGACACCUACCGGUUCUGUGACGAUGUCUGGACCUUCCUGAUCAAGGACGUCACUUUCAAGCUGGAUAACCAGUCGACUGUCCAGGCGGACAGAAUAAAGAUUGAUGAUGAGGAUGGUUUCGUUUGGAGUAGGCUCGUAGUUGUCGGUCAGGCAGCACUGAGCCGGUUUGGGAAACUUGAUGUUGGCGUCCGCAACCGCGGCCGUGACCGCGUUUCGUACCACUCGCCGAGCACGGAGAAACUACCUAUUCUUCCCCCGAGUAAUGAAGGUCAUCGUUUGAUUCCAUGUUCCAACAGGCCUUCGAGCGGCCUUGUCGACAUGCCACGUUCGUUGCCAUGGCUCGUUGGCGGAACAAAUGACACGAAGCAGUCGGCCCCGCGCGCACGUCGCGUCAGUCGGGAUGCCACUCCAAGUGGCAGUGAUACUGCCAGGAAGGGGAGGUCUCCUGUCAGAGAUACGCCUGGGAAGACCGACUUUCUGAGAUCCUCUCGAAGCCCGUCCAGUUCCCCAAUCCGACAGCCUCCGACGGAAGAGUUUCUCAGGGAAGGAUUCGACAACGAUGACAUGUACAUCAUGGUCGAGGACGAGUUCUACGCCGUCGCGCAGACAUUCACGCAACACCUACAUCACGCGGAGUAUGUGCGGCGGAAGAAGGAGGCAAAACUCAAAAAUGCGACGGCCAUCCAAGAUCUGGAACGACCGACGGACGGCAAGACGAUGAUGAGGAAGGAGACCCAAAGGCAGAAGGAAUCCGAGGCGCUGGCUUCCCGCCAGAGAAAGGGCCUUGACGAAAUAAGAGGCAAGCGGCCGCGGGUCGAUUCGGAAGAGGAGGACAGCGAUCUCGAGGAGGAUCGCGACGAUGAUCCUUGGGUUGGCACGUCUUUGCACACCCUCAUGACCAGCCCGAGAAAGUCUAGGUCGUUGCUUGGGCUUCAGGGGAUCAAGUCUAGCACUAGAGCUGCAGCUGGAUACGGGCAGGCAUCUGGACCGAAUCGAAGAGAUGAUAGGCGCCAGCCAUCGCCUGAACCACGCCGACAACAAGAGUCGCACACUGUCAACGUCGACGAGACAGCUUCGGAGGAUGAUGAUGACCUCGAAAUCACCAAAGUCACCACUUCGAAAGCUACUCCAAUCCAUAAGGUCCAUUCAAAAGAACAAGCACCAGUGAAGAGAGAGAUUUCGACUACACCUACAAAGGAGGAAAAGCCUGAUGUUGGAAAGGGCAAGGGUUACUAUUCCGAGAAGAAAGCGGCGACAAGUUCCAACCGCACUACAUACAGUACUGCGGCUAGUAGCUCGAAGGUGAAUAGCAGGAAGAAAAUGCUUCUUGAAGAUUUGGACGAUUUUCCCGAGACAAAUGAGAAGAAACCCAAUGGUAGAAUACAGGACCAGCCUCGAAGGUCAUCAUCUGCGGCGCCUUCCCCGAGUCGACCUCAAGAGAAGGACUCCAAGAAAUCUCGUUUCAGUGAAGUGCCAACGUUUCUGGUGUGA